AGACUGGGGGGGUGUUCCAACACCCUGGAUUUACAACCAUUUCAAGGAUAUUUUAGCACAAACGGGACAUUUUUGUGUGAUUUCUACACAUUAAAAUCGGAGUCGACUAUCAUCCGGAAAGCUUGAGGACCACAUGAUUCAUCGCCUGCUUUAACUGUUACCUGAGUGGCUGACGACUCAAGGUACAAACAAUGGAUCCAAACUUAUUUGGAGGAGUCCCCAGGUUUCUCACCCGUCCAAAGGCGUCGUUCUCGGUGUGUGUAGGCAAGGACGCCACGCUGAGCUGCACCAUCGUGGGCAGCCCGACCCCGCUGAUCACCUGGGAAAAGGAGAAGCUGAAGCUGACAUCUGGGGGACGCUUUAAGACUGUGGAGGAUGGAAAUGUGUACCGCCUAACCAUCUAUGACUUAACACUGGAGGACAGUGGCCAGUACAUGUGCCGGGCCAAAAACAAUGUUGGGGAAGCUUAUGCCGCCGUAACCCUUAAAGUGGCUCUGCCAACAGAGAUGGCCCAGAGGGCUCCUGGUUUCCUAGUUAAGCCGACCUCUGCACGUGUAGUCUUGGGAGAUGAUGUUGUUUUCCUCUGCCGGGUUUCAGCUCACCCUGAAGUCAACUUUGAUUGGGAGAAAGAUGGGCGCUACAUAGGGGAGAGUAACCGUAUCAAGAUUGUUUCUGACAACGACAGCAGCACCCUAAGGAUCCAAAGUGUACGUAACCUAGACGGCGGCACCUACACCUGCAGGGCCCAGAACACUGUUGGUCGUGCACAUGUUUCAGCAGCUCUUGCUGUGGAUGCUCAGGAUUCCCGCCACCUGGCCGCAGACAAAAACACCUCCCUUCUUUCUCACCUACAAAAGCGCAAAGAGGAGAUGAAGAAGGACAUCUCAAUCUAUCGCACAGAGGAAAGCAGCUCCACAGUUUCUUCAUCCUCCACAACAAGCAUCAGAGAUGGUUUGAGUAUGGAACAUGAGCUGAGGGCAUCCGCACUGGCAAAGCUGCCCAAAGGUGUGUUUACUCGUACCUGCACAGUGACUGAGGGCAAGCAUGCCAAACUUAGCUGCUUUGUGACAGGUCACCCUAAACCCCACAUUAUCUGGAGAAAGGAUGGAUCAAACAUCAGUGAGGGCCGCAGGCAUGUCAUUUAUGAGGACCAAGCUGAGAACUUCAUCCUCAAGAUCCUGUACUGCAAGCAGACUGAUAAUGGUCUCUACACCUGCAAUGCCACCAAUAUGGCUGGGCAGACCUACAGUGCUGUGUUGGUAACAGUCAAAGAGCCGAAGGUUCCUUUCAGAAGGAAGCUGCAGGAUGUGGAGGUACAAGAGAAAGCUUCAGCUACACUGCUGUGUGAGGUACCUGUUAGUUCCACCCUGGCCAACUGGUUCAUGGAGGAAACGCGGCUGGAGCAGAGUAUCAAAUAUAACAUGGCGCAGGAAGGCACUCUGCGUCGUCUCACCAUACACAACGUCACCACAAAUGAUGACGGUGUUUAUAUCUGCGAGAUGAAGGAGGGCAGUCGCACUGUGGCUGAGCUAACUGUCCUGGGCAACAUCACGAAGAAGCUUCCCCGAAGGACAGUGGUUCCCGUCAGUGAUACCGUCAUCUUCUGUGUGGAGCUUGAGCAUCCCUGCAAGGACGCCUACUGGACCCGCAACGGCGAAAAGCUCAAGGAAGAUUCACGAAUUUCCAUUGCCUGUGUGCUCAGACAGUACACACUAACCAUUAGAGAUUGCCAGGCAGAUGACUCAGGAGAAGUGGCCUUUGUGGCUGGAGACUGCAAGACUUCCACUCGAUUCUCUGUCACUGCUGCAAGAAAGCAUCCUCCCGAUCCCCCAGUCGAUGCCGUGGUGCAGAACAAGACUGACUCAUCCAUCACGCUUCAGUGGUCUCCUCCUGACAGUGACCGCCCUGUACCCAUCAAGGGCUACAUUGUGGAGAGGAGGAAGGUUGGCACUCAGACAUGGCAGAGAUGCAGUGCUGGAGAAAGCCUUGUUUCAACGGAGAUCACCAUCAGCAAGUUCACAGAAGAAGCAAGCUACCAAUUCCGUAUCUCCGCUAUGAAUGACUUUGGCCAGAGUGCUUACCUGGAGGUGCCUGGAAGCUUCUACUUGGAACCCAGUGCUGAAAUCAGGAAAGGCUUGAUGAACAGCACUGCAAUCAAUGGAGAGGAGUUCUCCAUCUCCGUGGAGCUGUCCGCUGUUUGUUCUGGAUUCUGGUCUCUAAACGGCCGUCUCCUGCGCAGCGGAGGCGACUACCUCAUCACCAGAUCCAAAAACACACACACUCUGCUCAUCCGUGUCGUGACCGUGGAAAUGAAUGGAGCUGAAGUCAAGUUUGUGGGUGGAGGCUCGCAAAGCAGUUGCAUCCUGUCUGUGAAAGCUCCUUCUGUUAGGUUCACUAACAAGUUAGCUCAGCUCGGGAUGGUAACCUGCAGUGCCCAAGAAACUGCUCAACUGACUGCUGAGGUGUCGGAUUAUGAUACACAGGUGGUUUGGAUGAAGAAUGGGCGAGAGCUGAAAAUGGGAAAGAAGUAUGAAUAUCUGACUGUAGACCGUAAGAGGACUCUGAUGGUGCACAAUGUUACAGAGGAAGACGUGGGCAUCUACGAGUGUGUUUUAGCUGAUGACAAAAUGUCCCUGCAACUUGCUCUUAAAGACGAACCUGCCAAGUUUCUGAACAAAGCCCGAGGUCCCAUGGGAUUGACAUCUUCCCUUAAAGGAGAUCUGGAGCUGAGCUGUGAGGUUUCUCCAGCCAGUGCUGCUGUUGUGUGGAAAAAGGAUCAGGUGGAGAUCACUGAGGACCAAAGAACUUGCAUCGUCUCCAAAGGGACGCAAAGGAAACUCAUCAUCAAGGCAGCCAAGAAAAGUGAUGAGGGACAUUACUCCUGUGAGACAGCAGCCGAUAAAGUCACAUUCCAGGUCAAGAUAAAAGAAACUCAAGCUGUAGCUGCCUUCUCAAACAAAGAGUCUGUCCAGAAGGAGGUGAAAGCAACUCUCUCCCGGAAAGCCACUCUGAGCUGCAACGUUUCGGAUAGUAAGACAGAGGUGAAAUGGUAUAAAGACAGCAAGUUGUUGAUAUCCAGCAAGGUGAUGUACUCAGAAACAAAAGGCAAUACUCGUCAGCUGGUGAUUGAAAAGGUGGAGAAGAGCGAUGCUGGAGAGUAUACAUGUGAAGCUGGAGGGGAUAAGCUGGUCUUCAAGAUAGUCGUGUCAGAGGCCCAGUCAGCUUUCUCUAACAAGGAGUCUGUCCAGAAAGAGGUGAAAGCCACCCUCUCAAAGAAAGCCACGAUGAGCUGUGAGGUAGCUGAUGCAAAGACAGAGGUAAAAUGGUACAAGGACGGCAAGCUGCUUACUUCAAGUAAGACCAUCCACACUGAGUCUCAAGGCAAGAGUCGUCAACUUGUGAUUGGCAGCGUAGAGAAGAAAGAUGCUGGAGAGUACAUCUGUGAGGUGGGAACUGAGAAGCUCGCUUUUAGGAUGAAUGUUACAGAGGCCCAGUCUGCCUUCUCUAACAAGGAGUCUGUCCAGAAAGAGGUGAAAGCCACCCUCUCAAAGAAAGCCACGAUGAGCUGUGAGGUAGCUGAUGCAAAGACAGAGGUAAAAUGGUACAAGGACGGCAAGCUGCUUACUUCAAGUAAGACCAUCCACACUGAGUCUCAAGGCAAGAGUCGUCAACUUGUGAUUGGCAGCGUAGAGAAGAAAGAUGCUGGAGAGUACAUCUGUGAGGUGGGAACUGAGAAGCUCGCUUUUAGGAUGAAUGUUACAGAGGCCCAGUCUGCCUUCUCUAACAAGGAAUCAGUAGAGAAGGAGGUGAAAGCCACUCUCGCCAAGAAUGCCACCCUGAGCUGUGAGGUAGCUGAUACCAAGACGGAGGUGAAAUGGUACAAGGAUGGCAAACUGCUCACUACCAGUAAGACAAUCCAUACUGAGACCAAAGGCAAGAGUCGCCAACUGGUGUUUGACAGCGUGGAGAAGAAAGAUGCUGGAGAGUACAUCUGUGAGGCUGGGACCGAGAAGCUCGCUUUCAGGAUGAAUGUGACAGAAAUCCAGUCAGCCUUCUUCAACAAGGAAUCAGUACGGAGGGAUGUGAAAGCCACUCUGUCUCAGAAAGCCUCUCUCAGCUGUGAGGUAGCUAAUACCAAAGCAGAGGUGAAAUGGUACAAGGAGGGCAAAAUGCUGACCACCAGUAAGACAAUCCAUACUGAGUCCAAAGGCAAGAGUCGUGAGCUGGUGAUCGACAGUGUGGAGAAGAAGGAUGCUGGAGAGUACAUCUGUGAGGCCGGGACUGAGAAGCUGGUCUUUAAAAUUCAAGUGGAAGAAAGCCAAGCCAAGUCAGCCCUAUCUAACAAGGAAUCGGUACAGAAGGAGGUGGAAGCCACACUCUCAAAGAAAGCCACUCUUAGCUGGGAGGUCUCUGAUUCCAAAGCAGAGGUGAAAUGGUACAAGGAUGGAAAGCUUCUCACGACUAGUAAGACAGUCCGUGCAGAGGCGAAAGGCAAGAGUCGUGAGCUGGUUAUUGACAGCGUAGAGAAGAAUGAUGCUGGAGAGUACAUCUGUGAGGCUGGGGUCGAGCAGUUGGCUUUUAAGAUUCAGGUGGCAGAAGCCCCAGCAGGCUUCUCCAACAAAGAGUCCGUCCAGAAGGAAGUGAAAGCCACUCUAUCCCAGAAAGCCACUCUGAGCUGUGAGGUUUCUGAUUCCAAGAUGGAGGUGAAGUGGUUCAAGGAUGGCAAACUGCUGACUUCUAGCAAAGCGGUCCACAUGGAAUCAAAGAGCAAGACUCGUGAACUGAUCAUAGAAAAAGUGGAGAAAAAAGAUGCUGGAGAGUACACAUGUGAGGCUGGCUCUGAGAAGCUUGCAUUCAAGCUGCAGAUGACAGAUGCAGCUGUCAAGUUCCAGAAGAAACUUGUCAAGGACACAUGUGUUGUCCAAGCAUGUGAGAACAUAGUUUUGACCACUGAGCUGACGUCAGAGAGUGGCAGUGUGAAGUGGUUUAGAGAUGGUGUAGAGCUCAAGGAGGACAGCAAGUAUGAAAUGAAAGAAGAAGGCCUUUCUCGUACCCUGAUAGUGAAAUCCACAGAAUCCAGGGACAGUGGAUCAUAUUCCUGUCAAACUGCUGAUGACAAACUGGAGUUUAAAGUUCAAGUUAAAGCUUUGAAGUUUGUCGUCCAAAUGAAACCUGCUGCAGUGGAGUUGGGCGGUACGCUUAGCCUUGUGUGUGAACUGAAUCAAGCGUCGGGGGAUGUUGUCUGGCGGUGUGAUGGUCGUGAGAUUAAACCUGGAGGCAGGCACUGUAUCAGGACAGAUGGUGCUAAGAGGGUGCUCACUGUGACUGGCAUGACCAAACAAGAUGAAGGAGAAUAUUGCUGUGAAUGCAGAAGUGACAAAACCUCCGCAAAAAUCACCUCAAAGGCACCCAGAGUUGUGAGGCUCACCAACAAAUUGAACAAUGUGGCUGCAAUGGAGGGAAAGGAUGCCAUCUUCAAGUGCGCAGUCAACCCGGCUGAUGUCAACGUUAAAUGGUUCCACAACAGUUUACCUGUCACUGCUGGGCCAAAGUAUAAGAUUGAGCAAGGUGGGGGCAGUCACUCACUCACCGUCACCUCUGUUACCCAAAAAGAUGCUGGAGAGAUAAGCGUUGACGCAGAGGGCAAAAUCUGCCAAGCUACUCUGCAAGUGCAACAUGAGCCUGUGACCUUUAAGAAAAAGCUAGAAAACAUGACAGUGGAGGAGCAGAGUGAAGUCAAGCUGGAGGUGGAGCUCAGUAAGCCGUCAGAUGAAGUGAGGUGGAUGAAGAAUAGCGUAGUAGUGCAGCCUGCAGGAAACAUGGAGAUUCGCGUGAAUGGAGCUAAGCAGGCUCUGGUCUUUAAGAGUGUGACUCAUGCUGACCGAGGCAUCUACUCCUGUGAAACCCUGGAUGACAAAACCCAGACCAAACUCAGUGUGGAAAUGAAGAAGAUCAAGGUCAUCAAAGGCCUAACAGACACCAAGGCACAUGAAACAGAGACUGUAACUCUGGAGGUAGAACUCAACCAGGCCGAUGUUGAAGGCUCCUGGACUAGGGAUGGGGCCAAGUUAAAGUCAGGGGGAAACUGCCGAAUCACAGCUCUAGGAAAGAAGCAUGCCUUGACAUUUUCCAAUCUCAAGAAGGAUGAUGCAGGAACUAUUGUCUUCCAAGCUGAAGGAGUGCACAUUUCAAGCAAAUUGUUGGUCACAGAACCCCCGGCUAUGAUUUCAAACCCCAUAACCGACGUCAGUGUUCCUGAGAAGGAGAAGGUUACUUUUGAAUGUGAAGUGUCUAGAACAAAUGCAGAUGUUAAAUGGUUGAAGAACGACGUGGAACUCAAACCAGGGAAAAACAUUGGCAUCCAUUCCUUGGGCCGAAAGCGUUCUCUGGUCAUUAACAAAUGCACCCCUGAAGAUGCAGGCACCUACAUCUGUCGCACCAGUGAUGACAACACCUCUGCCAAACUCACCGUUCAUGCUAGAGACGUUAAGAUUGUUAAGAAGCUGGAGGAUGUGGAGGUGAUGGAGAAGGAGAGUGCUGCUUUUGUCUGUGAAAUCUCACAUGAUGAAGUAGAAUGCCAGUGGUACAAAGGAAGUGCUAAACUCAAAGUUGGGGACAACAUCAAGAUGAGACAAGAGGGCAGAACCUAUGUACUGCUGUUUAAGUCCGUAACCCCAGAAGAUAUUGGUGAGAUAAAGUUCACAGCUGAAAAGACCUCUUCAACAGCUAAACUGAAAGUGAAAGAGCUGCCUGUGAAGUUUGUGAAGAAACUCAGGGAUAAGAUAGCGAUGUUUAAGCAUCGUGGUCAUCUUGAAUGCCAAGUGUCACGAGCCAGUGCAAAGGUGAAGUGGUACAAGAACAAGACUGAGAUCAAACACGGCAAGAAGUACGAGAUCAAGAGUGAAGAUGUGUACCGAAAACUCACCAUUAACGAUGUGGAUUCCGGGGAUGAAGAUACGUAUACCUGUGACGCCACUGAUGACAAGACAUCCUGUAAACUACUUGUGGAAGAGCAGUCCAUCAGCAUUAUAAGGGAGCUUAGUUCUGUAGAAGUGACAGAACCAUUUGCAGCUGUUUUCGAAGUUGAAAUCAGUAUGGAACUGGUAAAACCUCCAAUAUGGACUCUGAACGGAGUCCCCUUAAAGGAGAGCGUUGAUGUUGAAAUGGAGAAGGAGGGGACUCUGCAUCGUCUCACUUUGAAAAAGACCAAAGCAUCGAUGACAGGAACGGUGCAGUUUACAGCUGGGAAGAGCAAAUCCUCAGCCCAGCUCACGGUCAAAGAGCGUCCAUUGGAGAUUGCAGAGCCCAUCAAGGAUGUGAAGGCGAAGGAGAAAAGUUCAGCCAUACUCUCCUGCAAGUUCUCUGCCUCACCCAAAGAGGUUAGGUGGUUCAAAGACCAGGUACCUCUGGCAUCAUCAGAUAAGUAUAACAUGAAGCAAGAUGCUACAAGGGCCCAGCUUACCAUUCAAAGGCUGACUGAGGAAGACAGUGGACAGUACAGCUGUCAGUCUGGACCUGCUGAGAGCAAAGGCACACUCACUGUGGAAGUGCGUGAAAUCAAGAUCAGCAAACACUUGGCUGACACAGAGGUUGAUGAAGACAGUGAUGCAGUGUUCACAUGUGAGAUAAACUAUGCAGACGAAGAGGUACAGUGGCUUCUGAAUGACAAGGUGCUCUUUACUAAUGAAGUGAACACUAUCAGUCAUGAUGGGAAGCUUCACAAACUCACCCUGAAGAACUUAGCGCCUCAGGACGGUGGAACAAUCACCUUCCAAGUCCGUAAGGUGAAAGAAUCAGUGACACUUAAAGUUAAAGAGAAGCGUGCUGUGUUCCUCAAGUCUCUAGAUGAUGUCAUUGGAGAGGAGAAAGGCAUGAUAACUCUGGCAUGUGAGGCAUCCAAGCCCAGGGUCUCACCCACAUGGAGAAAAGAAGGUAAAGUCUUGAAGGCUGGACCAAAAUAUGAGCUGCUUCACACAGGCAAGUCUUUGGGACUGAUCAUCAAGGAUGUCACCAAAGAAGACGCUGGGGAGUAUACCUGUGAUCUUGGAACUGAGGUUUCUAAAUCAAAGGUCACUGUUAGAGAGAUUGGCAUUGGAAUAACCAAAUGGCUGAAGUCUGCUGAGGUGAAUGAGGGAGAGGCCUGUAGCUUCGAGUGCAUCUUAUCUCGUGAAAGCACUGAUGAGUGUUCCUGGACUCUUAAUGGCAAAACUAUUAAAAAUGGCGAUCGCUUCAAAAUCACAAGCAAAGGACGCAAGUACAUGCUGACCAUACAGGAUGUUACUGCUGCUGAUGCCGGAGAGGUGGCCUUCAACCUUAAAGACCUGAGCUCCAAAACAACAUUAACAGUUGAAAGCAAAGCCUCAUCGGUGUCCAGAGCACUGCAAAAUGUGAGUGCUGUUCAAGGGGAGGAUGCAGUGUUUGUCUGUGAGGUAACACAGGCUAGUUCCACUGUAAAGUGGUCCAAGGAAGGCAAAGCCAUCAAAAAGAGCCAGAAGUAUGAGAUAAGCCAAGAGCACAAGGUCAUGCAACUGAUCAUCCAUAGUGUCUCUGCUCAAGACUCUGGAGAGUACAGUUGUGAAGUAAUUGGAGGGGCAACCACUAAAGCCAAACUUGAAAUCAAGGAGCCAAGCCACAAGUUCACUAAGGUGCUGAAGGACAGCCAAGCAGAGGAGAAGAGCUGUGUGACCUUGCAAUGCGAAACUGCACAAACUCCAUCCACUGUGGUAUGGCUGAAAGGUCACACAGAGCUCAAGGCUGGAGGUCGAUAUGAGAUGUCCCAGAAAGAGGGCGUCUUAACACUCACCAUCAAACACCUGGAGGAGAAAGACACUGAUAUCUACACGUGUGACGUGGGCACUGCCAAGAGCAUGGCAAAGCUGACAGUCAAUGCCCUGCCGGCCAGUUUUAUUGAAAACCUCAAGAACCAGGAGAAAAACGAAGGGGAGUCUGUGACUCUUUGCUGCAAGAUAUCUAAACCGUCCUCCAACAUUCAGUGGAAGAAAGGCUCUGAAAUUCUUACAGCUGGAGAGAAGUAUAGGAUAAAGCAGAGAGAGUCCUCCUGUGAGCUUCAGAUGAAGAACUUGAAGGUCGACGAUGGUGGGGAAUAUUUUUGCAUUUGUGGCGACCAGAAAACAUCUGCAACUUUGAAAGUCAAUGCGCUACCGCCAACUUUCAUACGGAAACUGGAGAGCCAGGACGCUGAAGAGGGAGCCAGCAUUACUCUGCGUUGUGACAUCUCUAAACCCGGUGUCCCUGUGGAGUGGAAGAAGGGAACAGAGGUCCUGAAGUCUGGAGAAAAACACCAGAUAAAGCAGAAGGAAUCUGUGAAUGAACUCCUGAUUAACAAAGUGGUGCCAGAAGACAGUGGAGACUACAUCUGUGUGUGUGGAGACCAAGAGACCACAGCUAGCCUUAAAGUCAAGGCCCAACCAGUGACCUUCAAACAGAAGCUGGAGAGUCAGGAGGCUGAGGAGGGAGCCAGCAUUACUCUGCGUUGUGAGCUCUCUAAACCUGGAGUCUCCGUGGAGUGGAAGAAGGGCACACAGGUCCUGAAGUCUGGAGAAAAACAUCAAAUGAAGCAACAGGCCUCGAUAAAUGAACUCCUGAUCAGCAAAGUGGUGCCUGACGACAGUGGAGACUACAGCUGUGUGUGUGGAGACCAGAAGACUACAGCUAGCCUUAAAGUCAAGGCCCAACCAGUGACCUUCAAACAGAAGCUGGAGAGUCAGGAGGCUGAGGAAGGAGCCAGCAUUACUCUGCGUUGUGAGCUCUCUAAACCUGGAGUCUCCGUGGAGUGGAAGAAGGGGACACAGGUCCUGAAGUCUGGAGAAAAAUAUCAAAUGAAGCAACAGGCCUCUAUGAAUGAACUCCUGAUCAGCAAAGUGGUGCCAGACGACAGUGGAGACUACAGCUGUGUUUAUGGAGACCAGAAGACUACAAGUAGCCUUAAAGUCAAGGCCCAACCAGUGACCUUCAAACAGAAGCUGGAGAGUCAGGAGGCUGAGGAGGGAGCCAGCGUUACUCUGCGUUGUGAGCUCUCUAAACCUGGAGUCUCCGUGGAGUGGAAGAAGGGCACACAGGUCCUGAAGUCUGGAGAAAAAUAUCAGAUGAAGCAACAGGCCUCUAUGAAUGAACUCCUGAUCAGCAAAGUGGUGCCAGACGACAGUGGAGACUACAGCUGUGUGUGUGGAGACCAGAAGACUACAGCUAGCCUUAAAGUCAAGGCCCAACCAGUGACCUUCAAACAGAAGCUGGAGAGUCAGGAGGCUGAGGAGGGAGCCAGCAUUACUCUGCGUUGUGAGCUCUCUAAACCUGGAGUCUCCGUGGAGUGGAAGAAGGGCACACAGGUCCUGAAGUCUGGAGAAAAAUAUCAGAUGAAGCAACAGGCCUCUAUGAAUGAACUCCUGAUCAGCAAAGUGGUGCCAGACGACAGUGGAGACUACAGCUGUGUUUAUGGAGACCAGAAGACUACAGCUAGCCUUAAAGUCAAGGCCCAACCAGUGACCUUCAAACAGAAGCUGGAGAGUCAGGAGGCUGAGGAAGGAGCCAGCAUUACUCUGCAUUGUGAGCUCUCUAAACCUGGAGUCUCCGUGGAGUGGAAGAAGGGGACACAGGUCCUGAAGUCUGGAGAAAAAUAUCAGAUGAAGCAACAGGCCUCUAUGAAUGAACUCCUGAUCAGCAAAGUGGUGCCAGACGACAGUGGAGACUACAGCUGUGUGUGUGGAGACCAGAAGACUACAGCUAGCCUUAAAGUCAAGGCCCAACCAGUGACCUUCAAACAGAAGCUGGAGAGUCAGGAGGCAGAGGAAGGAGCCAGCAUUACUCUGCGUUGUGAGCUCUCUAAACCUGGAGUCUCCGUGGAGUGGAAGAAGGGGACACAGGUCCUGAAGUCUGGAGAAAAAUAUCAAAUGAAGCAACAGGCCUCUAUGAAUGAACUCCUGAUCAGCAAAGUGGUGCCAGACGACAGUGGAGACUACAGCUGUAUUUAUGGAGACCAGAAGACUACAGCUAGCCUUAAAGUCAAGGAGGUGGAGGUUUCCAUUGAAAAAUUCUUGGAGAGCUGCGUUGUGUACGAGGGUGAAGAUGUCCACUUCCAAUGUGUGGUCUCUCAUGAAGAGGCGCCCAUGGCCCAGUGGAAACUCCAGGAUGUCCCACUACAGAAUAAUGAAAUGAACCUGAUCAAGACCAAGGGCUGUGUGCACAGCCUCACUCUCCGAGGUGUCACUACAGCCGAUUCAGGAACAGUGACUUUCACAGUGGGUAACAAUACUUCCACUGCGUCUCUGACAAUCAGAGCCGCACCUGUACUGUUCAAGAAGGAGCUGGAAAGUCAAGAGGCCACUGAUGGAGACAAGGCCGUGCUGUCCUGUGAAACAUCCAAACCUGACUGCAAGGUGACCUGGCUCAAGGGCUCUACUGUGCUCACCCAUGGGGAGAAGUACAACAUAGAGCAGAAGGAUACCACGCACACACUGGUCAUACGCAAGCUGGAUGUGAAGGAUAGUGGAGAAUAUACCUGUGACACGGGGGACAAGAGAAGUGCUGCGUCCCUGACUGUGAAAGAACAUGUGCGCAUCAUCAAAGAACUCCGGGACAUUACUGUGGCCUCAGGGCAGGAUGCUGUCUUUGAGGUUGAGUUGUCACACUCAGGUGUGACAAACUGGGAGUGGUGGCUUGGAGACAACCUCCUCCAAAAUAAUGACCUGAAUCAAAUGAGCAGCCAUGGCACAGUGCAGCGUUUGGCACUGAAGAUGGUAACCACGGAUGAAUCAGGCGAUGUUGCCUUCGUAAUGGGAGAAGAAAAGAGUGUGGCCUGUCUGCUGGUGGAGGAGAAACCCAAAGUGCUAAUACUAGAGAAGCCACACAACACUGUGGCAUUAGAGGGGGAAACUGUCACUCUGGCCUGCACCAUCUCCGACGCAAAGGCCACUGUCAGCUGGAUGAGAAACAACAUGGCCGUCCGAGCAGGUCUCAAGUACGACCUUAAGAACAAUGGAGCAUUCCACCAACUCCGUAUCCACAACCUGCAGCCUGAGGACUCAGGGACGUACACCUGUGACACAGGAGAUGCACAGUGUGAUGUCACCUUGACUGUGGAAGGUGCCCCAGCAUUUUUCCAUAAAGAGCUUAAGAACCAGGAUGCGGUAGAGGGUGAUGCUGUUACCCUGCACUGCGAGCUGUCUAAGCCUGGUGUUCGGGUUGAGUGGAGAAAAGGAGGCAUGGUCCUCCAGCCCAGUAAGAAGUAUGAGAUGAAGCAGGAAGGGUGCGUUGAAGAGCUUUGUAUACGGAACCUGGAGCCCGAAGACAGUGGCUACUAUACCUGCGAUGCAGGAGACCAGCUUACUACAGCUUCUUUGGCAGUGCAAGUUAAAGAAGUCGUCAUUGUGUGUGGUCUAAAGACCACCGAUGUCUUUGUUGGGGAAUGGGCCACCUUCUCAUGCCAGCUGUCUGGUAGGGCACCUGGCAAAGUGCAGUGGUGGCUUGAUGGCACCUUGAUGAAAAAUGGCCCCUCUUGUGAGAUAGGGCUGAGCCAGGGCCACAUCCACAACCUCAUAUUAAAGAACCUGGCCACAGAUGACUCUGGCACUGUCAUGUUCAAAGCUGGCAGUUUAACAUCAACAGCCAAGCUGUUAGUCAAAGAUCCCACAGUUGAAGUGGUGAACGAGAUGGAGGACCUUUGGGUGGUCGAAAACCAACCGGCUGAGUUCAUCUGCCAGUUCUCAAGGCCGGUCAAGGCUCAGUGGAAGAAAGACGGGCAGCCAUUGCAGCCUGACGGCCGAAGGGUGAUAGUGGAGCAGGACUGGAGUGUGGCUCGCUUGUACAUUAGCCUCGUGUCAGCUGAGGACAGGGGCACAUACUCCUGUGAGGCACAGGGGACCUGUGUGGUCGCUUCACUUCAUGUGGAAGCCAAACCCAUUGACAUUGUGCAGGGCCUGGAGAAUGCAGAGACCUUUGAUGGAGGUGAAGCGUUGUUUGAGUGUGCCCUCUCUCGUCCUGAGAGCAAAGAUUGUCGCUGGAUGCUUGAUGGGAAACCAGUGAAGGAAUCCCCUAAUGCAGAGAUUGUGACAUUUGAGAGUGGCCGCCGUCAUCUGCUUCUGCUUAAAGAAUUGCGAAUUAAAGAUAGUUGUACGGUGACCUUCAAAGCUGGUUCAGCAUCCACAUCUGCUCAGCUCUCUGUAAAAGGCUGGCAGUUGGAUGUUGUGAAGGGUCUGGAGGACAAGGUGGCUGCAGUGGGAGAGAAGGUUGAGUUUUGUGUUGAGCUCAACGAGCCGAUCCCUGUGGCCGAAGUAGCCUGGUACACUAAUGGAGUUGAGCUUAAGCCCAGUGACCUCUGGGCUAUGAGGGCUGACGGCUGUUCAUACCGCCUUGUCCUGAGAAAGGCACCUCUUUUGCCACAACAGGAAAUCACAUUUGCUGCUAGAGAUGCUCUCUCUUUGGCUAAGCUCACUAUCAUCACUAUACCCGACCCUCCCGAGGACCCAGAGGUCCUCAGUAAGACCAAACAGUCAGUUACUCUGUCUUGGUUCACACCUCUGCAUAAUGGAGGCAGUCCCAUUCUGGGCUACAGGGUUGAGAUGCGGCUCGUUGACAGUGCCCUUUGGCUGCCAUGUCAUUCUGAACCUGUGUGCAACACAGAGUUUGUGGUUGAAAAUCUAACCCCAGGGAGUGGCUACAGGUUUAGAGUGGCGGCAAUCAACAGAGGCGGGACUGGAGAGCCUGUUGAGUUGCCUCAGACUGUGCAGCUUGAGCCAGCCACACCGCCGAUCAUCAGCCCAAGUAUUGAGACUGAGAUACUGGGGCAACCAAAUCUGCCUCCAGAAGCUGCAGACGAAGGGGAUCUCCAUGAGCUGUGGGAGGAAUCUGCCAAGAAACGACGCAUGAGCAGAGAGCCUACCCUGGACUCUAUCUCAGAACAACCUGAGGAGGACGGUAAAGGUGGUCGAAAGAAAUCAGAACAGAAGGAUUUGAAGGAGCCCGAGAAAGUGGAAGUAAAGUCAGUCGAAAAGGUGCAGGCCAUUGUGCCGAAGAAGCAGAUAGAGUCCACCUUGAUCACCAGCUCUGAGGAUGAGUCUGUUUCAGGGGGUUCAACACUUGUGUCCUACCUCAAGAAAAGCAGCAAGACAUCUGUCACAGCGGUCAAUGAGUCAGAGACUAUGACCACUGAGAGGUUCUUUGCACACUUCCAGAUGGCGGAGCAGAGAACAGUUCAGCAGACUGAGGUUAAAGCAACCGCAGUUCAGGAGACAGAUAUUAAACAGGUGUCUUCAGAGGAGACUAACAUCAUAGAGAUCAGUAAAGAGGAUGAGCCUGAGCUUAGAGAGGCUGCCAUUAAGAUUCAAGCUGCAUUCAAGGGCUACAAAACCCGCAGAGAGAUGCGCCCUGUCUUUAAAGAUGUCUUCAAAGACCAGACCAAAGAACCCGGUGGCACCAUCCAUCUAGAAUGUAUGGCAGAAGGGAAACCUGAUAAGGUGCAGUGGCUGAAGGAUGGAGAACCACUGACUGAUGGAAAGCACCACCACAUUGAUAUCUACAAUGAUGGCACUUGCUCGCUUGUUAUCACUGCUAUCACUACAAAGGAUACUGGGGUUUAUACUUGUGAGGUCACCAACAAGUUUGGAGUCACUUCUCACAGUGGUAAGGUCACAGUAGGAACAGCGAGAGAAUCAUCUGGGCGCCGGCCACUGACAGUGGGCUACAGUGCAGACAGCGAGGCCGAGAGCUCCUCAGGUAGUGAGAUGGAUGAGUCUCUGAGGCAGGCAAGCAGACGUCUCCGGCGCCUGCUGCGCACACGUCUCCCACCAGAUGUUGAGGAGGAACCAUUUGUCAGUGCAGACGAAGGAGACUUGCGGACACCAGACCCUCACUCUUAUAGAGAGGAUGACACUUACAUCUACAUUCGCUUUGACUCGUGGGGAGAGGCAGAGGUUGCCUCAAAGAGGUUUGAGGAGAUGUUUACAAUCCAUGGGGUUCCUGUGGAGACCAACAUCCUUGAGGCGGGGCCUCUCAAAGUGGAGCUGAGAAUCAGAAAGAUGGGCUACACACAAGAUGGCACGCAGACCCCCACACAAGACAGACAGCCCCCUGCAUUGCUAACUGGAGGUGCAGCCGCCCCAGUCUUCUUAACAGAGUUACAAAGUCAGGAUGUUCCAGACGGGUAUCCCGUUAGCUUUGACUGCGUUGUGAUUGGAAAGCCCCCUCCAACUGUUCGCUGGUACAAGGAUGGCAAAUUGCUGGAGGAGAAUGACCAUUACAUGAUCAACGAAGAUCAGGAGGGCUGCCACCAACUUAUCAUUACCACUGUGCUGCCCACUGAUAUGGGCGUCUAUCGCUGCACCGCGGAAAACAGCAGCGGCAUCGCAGCCACAAAGGCUGAACUCAGGGUUGACAUGUCUUGCAGCUCUGAUUAUGACACUGCUGCUGAUGCCACUGAGACAUCUUCCUAUGUCAGUGCCAAGGGCUACAUGUCCAGGGAAACCGAGACAUUUGAGUCUGUCGCUGAAGACGAUCAGCUACCUCAAAUAGUGGAAGAGCUUCAUGAUGUUCAUGUGUGUCCCGGUUCACCUAUUGCUAAGAUGCAGCUAAAAGUAAAGGGCUUCCCCAAACCCAGAGUAUACUGGUUCAAAGAUAGCCACCCUCUGCGACCUUCCAAAAGGAUUAUGUUGCUGGCAGAGAGAGAUGUUCACGGUGUAGAGAUCCUGGAGGUGAAGAAAGAUGAUAUGGGGGAGUAUUCUGCUUACAUCAGCAAUGCAGCUGGUUCAGCUUACUCCUCGGCCCGGCUCAUGGUUCUGCGUCCUGGAGAGAUCAUGCCUCAAGAUAAAAGAGACCCCAAGGAGCCCUUGGUGCCACCCCGCUUUGUUGAAAGGUUCAGCAACAGGAAGGUGAAGCAAGGGGCUAGCAUUACCCUCUCUGUCAAAGUAGAAGGGUCUCCCACUCCAAUGGUGUCCUGGCUAAAGGAGGAAUCAAUGGAAGAUGUUCUGUGGAUCAAACCUGAGACAAAGGGAUACAAGAUAGCAAGCUCAGGGCGCCAGCAUAGCCUCAUCCUGAUGGAUGUGGGCACAGAAUACACCGGUGCCUACACCUGUAUCGCCACAAACAGGGCAGGACAGUCCAUCUUCACUGCCCACCUCGAGGUUGAGGACACACAACAACCAAAGAAAGAGACCAAACCCUCAGAGAUUCUUGGGAUAACAGUUAGUCCUCCAGAAGAGGAGACUAGCAGAGGAAAAGAGGGUAAAAUACCCUUCUUAGGUGAAGUAGGUACAGAGGAAUUCCUCAUGAAACUCACCUCCCAGAUCACUGAGAUGGUAUCAGCGAAGAUUACCCAAGACAGCUUACAGAAUCAUGAAGUGCUCCAGUGGAUGAAAUCUUGGCCCAAAACUACCACUUCCUUACGUGUGCCAGGCGCUGACAGUGAUGAUGAGACCAAGACCCCAACUGCUUCACCUCAUCACGGCCGCUCUCGUCCUCCCUCCCUCAUCGCUGACUCGUCCUCUGAGUCUGAUGAAGGAGAUGCACGGGGAGAGAUGUUCGACAUCUAUGUGGCGACAGCAGACUACAACCCAACCAUAGCAAGCAAAGAAUCCAUUUCUCUAAAGGAGGGACAGUAUGUGGAGGUUCUGGACUCAGCUCAUCCACUCAAAUGGUUAGUUCGGACCAAACCUACCAAAACUACACCAUCCCGCCAAGGCUGGGUCUCACCUGCCUACCUGGACAAGAAGCUCAAACUCUCAGCUGAUACAAGUGACCUUCCAGAGACGAGUGUAGAGGAAGUUACUGAGGGAGAAUACAAGAGGAAAUUAUUCCAACUGAUCCAAGACCUGAUAAACGGUGAAUCAGAGUUUGUGAAAGAGAUAGACUUCUUCACCUCCCAUCACCUGAAGCAUGCAGAGAACCCUGAUGCUCCUCCUGAUGUCAGCAGCCAGAAGGACACUAUAUUCAGGAACAUUGAUGAUAUCAAGUCCUUCCAUAGCAAGGCAUUCCUUCCAAAGCUAUCCGACUGUGACACUGACGAUGAUGUGGCCAUGUGCUUCCUAAAGAACAAGGAGGGCUUUGAGAAGUACCUCCAGUAUCUUGUUGGUCAGAGUCUGGCUGAAUCUUCUGUCAGUGAUAAAACUGUCCACCGCUUCUUCAAGGAGUACACUGAUAAAGUCCAAGCCAAUGCAGACCCUGCAGAUCCCCCUGUACGCAGCAUCAACGCCGGCCUCCAACAACCACUGGACAGGAUUCAGAAGUACAAGGCAAUCCUCAAGGAGCUCAUUCGAAACAAGGCAAAAAAUGGCCAGAACUGCUGCCUAUUGGAAGAAGCAUAUGCCAUGGUGUCUGCACUCCCUCAGCGCUCUGAGAAUACACACCAUGUGACCAUGAUCGAAAACUACCCUGCCACACUGGAAGUAUUGGGAGAGCCAAUUAGACAGGGACCCUUCCAAGUGUGGGAAGGGGCUCCAGGAAUCAGGUCAUCCUCUAGAGGUCACCACCGCCACCUAUUCCUAUUUAAGAACUACUGCAUCAUCUGCAAACCAAAGAGAGACAGCAACACUGACACACAAGCAUACGUCUUUAAGAACAUGAUGAAGUUAAAUAACAUUGAUGUGAAUGAGACGGUGGAGGGUGACGACCGAGCCUUUGAGAUCUGGCAUGAACGUGAGGACUCUGUGAGGAAAUACACCCUGCAGGCCCGGACUGUUACCAUCAAGAACUCGUGGCUGAGGGACUUCAGAGAGCUGCAGCAGCGAUACAGCAUGCCUGCAUGGAGUCCUCCUGACUUUGAUGAAAUUCUGGCAAACUGCACAGCUGAGCUGGGGCAGACUGUUAAGCUGGCCUGCAAAGCCACUGGAGUACCAAAACCUACAAUCACGUGGUACAAGGACGGACGCGCUGUGGAGGCGGAUCCUCAUCACAUUAUCAUCGAGGACCCUGAUGGUUCCUGCACACUGAUCCUGGAUAACAUGACAGCAGAUGAUUCUGGCCAGUACAUGUGCUUUGCCUCAAGCUCAGCCGGCAAUGCAAGCACUCUUGGCAAGAUCACAGUUCAGGUGCCUCCUCGUUUUGUGAAUAAAAUGAGGAAUGCUACAUUUGCUGCUGGCGAGGACGCCCAGUUUACCUGCGUCAUACAGAGCGCCCCAAGCCCCAAGAUCAGGUGGUUCAAGGACAGCAGGCUGCUGACUGACCAGGAAAAGUAUCAGACCUACAGCGAACUCCGGAGUGGGGUUCUGGUCUUGGUGAUAAAAAACCUGACAGAAAGAGACCUGGGACACUAUGAGUGUGAGUUGUCCAACCGCCUGGGAAGUGCCAAGUGUGCAGCUGAUUUACUUCUCCCCUCUGCUGUGGCUCGGACUGGUGAGCAGGCCAUCACUAUCGAAGUUACUGAGCAGGAGACAAGAAUACCAAAGAAAACCAUCAUAAUUGAGGAGACUAUAACCACUGUGGUGAAGAACCCACGGAUGAGGAGGCACAGGUCUCCUGGCUUGACUCUUGCUGGUGCCCAUCGCUCAGAGACAUCCACCCCAGAGCCUCCUGCAUCCAGGCAGAGGAGGAUGCCCACCACCAGAAAGACCACCAUCCCGACCGUAUAUGUUACUGAAGCACAGGGUGCUGAAGCCAGAGUCAUGGAGAGCAAGCCCCGGUGGGUGGAGGUCGAGGAGGUCAUCGAAUAUAAAGUCAGUAAGUCCCCUCGGCUGCCAAGGAGGAGAAACAUCUCACCUGCAGGGUCCGAUCGUUCAGCCACUCUGUCCAGAACAAAAAGGUAUCCCCCUGAAAACCCGAAUGCCAACAACUCAAACAACAAGCUGGUAGAGCAGGUGCAGGCCCAGCUGCAGGGAGACGUCAGCAGCCACCAGCUCUCCUGGGAAGACGAGGAGGGUCAUGUGACCUCUGACCCUGUCCCUGAAGAGCCACAUGAGCUCUCCUCAGUCCUCGCUGCUGAUGGAGAUGACAGCGAAGACCAGGAUGAUCAAGAGACUGUCAUCUUUGUUCCAGAUGAAGACGAUGAUGAUCAAUGCUCAACCAGAAAGCAGGAGUCUAAGAUGCUGACAAAAGGAGGACACGUUCUGACCCUUGAAGACUUGGAGGAUUAUGUUCCAGAGGAAGGAGAGACCUAUGGCUCCUCCAGCACCGACCUCCCUCCUGCUGAAAAGCCCUGUGAGAUCUCCGUGCUGCAGAGGGAGAUCGGCGGCUCCACGGUGGGACAGCCGGUGCUCCUCAAUGUCGGGAGGCCCGUCGCAGUCCAGAGGCAGAGGAGCGGCUUCUUUGGCCGCUUCAGGGAGCAUCUCUCCAGCAGCCUUUUCUCAGCUGCAGCCCCACAAGCCAGCGGAGUCCAGUCCAGGGUGGAAAGGCAUGUCCCCAUCCAGGUGAGCCACGCCAAGAUGGAGGUGAAGCCUUCAUAUUGCUCAGAGGUGCAGAGAGUCGAAGGGGGGAAGCAAAGCUUUAAAACCAAAGUGUCGACUCAGACCUACGGCUACACAUUGGUGGGAAACUCUGUCAAUAUUCAGAUAGGUCAAAAGAAAUAGUAGCUAAAUAUUUCAAUUUGGCACCACAAACCCUCUUAGUCUUAAAUAGGGACGUCUCUGCUUAGAAGAAUAACACAUAUCCUAACCUGACGUGUAGUUACUACAUUUGACAGACCAUUCCCUUUUGAAGCUGCACAUCAGAGAACUUCCUCUGAGUCUUUUCUUGAUCAGUCAGGUGGUCUUUGCAAACAAGGCUAGUAGGUAAUGUAGUUUAAACUUCCUCACUGUAGGCAAAUUAAGCCCCAACAAUUAACAGGUUUAUGACAUAUGCAGUCUGUCGUACUGAUCGACAAUCUCUACUUAUGAUUUUGAAUUCAAUUUCAAGACAUUUUUUUUUUUUUACAUACUCUUACCAAAGCAUACACCUUGAUCUGAGGAUAUGAAUUGAUCCAGGCGUUAGGUUUAGUGAUGAAUCGUUCAGCAUUGGUCAUGUACUGUAUUAAGGUACAUACAUUUAAUGCUUUUACUUUUAUACCUUUCAAAGAAUGUUGCCUAUGACACUGAUGCAGUGCCUUGGUUAACAGGAGCAUCAAUGCAGUUAAAGAAAUCAUGUCUACUUGUUAAGAGUUAAAUGAAGUGUGCAACACUGAUAAUGUCACAUUCACAGCAGACCUUUGGAGACCACUGUGGUCCUUGGACUGUUGCAAGUUUAUUCAAGGUGUAUGGUGUAACUAGAGUACCUUCCACAAAAUCAGACUCUACUACUGGUGUCAACUUGGUUUGUUGUGAAAGAUGCUUUGAGCAGCUUGUGAAAAAAAGUAGUAGUAGUAGAAAUGGAAACCAUUUUCACAUGAAAUAGCGCUACGCGAUGCAUUAACAUGAUUUAUUGUUGUGAAGCAAAAUAUCCUCCAUCGAUUGUGAAGUGAAUGUUUGCUUGUCUUUGACGUUACUCUGUCUGCUUAUGCAGUGAAUUUACAGAAUCUCAGAUAGAUUUACAUGUAAGUGAUAGAUGUUUAGAUGAGUGAUUGCAUGUGUUUGCUUCUCCAAAGCAGAUUUGUUUAUCCAGAGUAACCAGAUUUAUAUCGUAUUUAACCGCAAAUAAAUAUUUGUGCGAGUGACUGUACUCGAGCUGACACAAUGUACCGUACUACCUUUUCAAUGCAGUUGAAUAAGAAGCGUAUGAAUAAGUGCCCUUCGUUGGAGUUUGUGUUGUUUUACAGAGUCUGUUAGUUACAAGAAUCAUAUCAAGUAUGAAACAUGUAAGCACUAACACAUUGUAACUGCUUUUACUGUACAUGCGUAGUUUUUGGAAAUGUGUAUAAGUACUCAGUGUUAAAUCUGAAUCAAAUAAAUGUACUGCAAAAAAUAA
Molecule: messenger RNA, 20814 nt
Organism: Labrus mixtus (cuckoo wrasse)
Lineage: Eukaryota; Metazoa; Chordata; Actinopteri; Labriformes; Labridae
Gene: obscnb
Product: obscurin, cytoskeletal calmodulin and titin-interacting RhoGEF b
Exons: 80
Coding region: 192-19505 (6437 amino acids)
Molecular function (GO): guanyl-nucleotide exchange factor activity; protein binding
Source: RefSeq, a predicted model, not a curated record